UGGCUCAUAGCCCCUCGGCAAAAAUAGGAACAAUCCGAGUCCGGAUACAAUCACAGGGGCUCACUUCGGGGGGUGCGGUCAGGGCAGCUCGUAAAGUUUCCGUUUUGCUAGCUUUUUUUUUCCGCUCAUUUUAAUGUGCAGUUUUAUAAAUGCGUCUCACCCAGAACACUAUGUCAAACAAUUCGAGUAACUUCCUACUGCUUCCCAUACCGGAGGUCCCAGUGCUUGACUACCUGCACAACAGAAACGUGAAGAUCGUGGUGCUGGGAGCAAGGAGGGUUGGAAAGACGGCUUUGAUUGUACGGUUUCUCACAAAAAGAUUCAUUGGAGAUUAUGAACCGAACACAGGAGCUCUAUACUCCAGACAGAUUAGCGUCGAUGGAGAUCAAAUUUCAUUGCAAGUGCAAGACACUCCCUAUGCUAAUCAGAGCGAUGGAGAUGAUUCUCGCAGUCCAGAUGUUAUAACCCGCUCAAUUCACUGGGCAGAUGGCUUUGUUUUCGUCUUUUCACUUACGGACCCAGAAAGCUGGAAAGCUCUUCGUCCGCUCCAUCAGCAAAUCAGGAAGAUCUAUCCCAACACCAGACUUCCAUUUGUGCUAAUAGGAAACAAGGCCGAUUUACCGCAUGCACGGCAAGUGGAAACCAAUGAAGGGGUUCAGCUGGUAAAUGAGAUAGGGGGGACUUAUUUUGAAGUUUCCGCUAGAGAAAAUUAUAAUGAGGUCUAUGAUGCUUUCCACCAAGUCUGCCAAGAAGCCAGUAAAGUGAUUGGAAGCAAUAAUGGGGAGAAGAGAAGAGGUCUGCUUUUAGCUAGGCCCAAAUCGCCAAACAUGCAAGAUCUUGGAAGACGAUUAAAACAGGUUCUUUCAUCUAAAGUGAAAUCCACUACAUCUGUUUAAGACUGGUUUUUUUUAAGGAGGUUCCAAGCUCCAAGAUUUUUUUUUUUCUUUUUGUUUACCUUGAGGAUGAAUAAGAAUUGUUCAGAAAACCCCAACAAGGUGAAUCCUCAGAUAUUUUAAAGACUAACAUACACAAACCGAAAAUGCCAAAUUAUUUCCUAUUCAUGUCCAUCUUUUUAAAUACAUAAUUUAAUUGCUGUUGGGUGAGUACUUUUUGCCCUAGGAUAUGGAUAAUUGUGUUGUGAUGUUUAUGGUGCAAACUGCACAGUCACCUGCAGUAGGACCUUGUUUUGUGACACUAUUCCACUAAUUUACAUGAAAUUGAAAAUCAUUCACAGCCAGAAACAAUGUAAAAUUUCCCACAAUUUUAAAUUAUUUAAAAAUAGGGGGUUGCCUGAGAGGGAGGGGAGGGAGAGCUCUCCUGAAUGCUUAGCUGAUGCAUAUCCUGCAAAGUGUAAAUUGAACCAUAAAGACCAGAAAGAUUUCUAGUUCUACUGCUCUUUCAAAGAGCCAGCACUGGCAGAAUGGACUUAAGAGCGUCUUUCUGUGCUGUAAGUUUCUAAGAUUCUAUUUGUGCCUAUUUAACUGACCUCAGCUGGAGGAACCAUAGAGUUUCUACAAUUGUCCUCCAUGUUCCUGUGCUAGGAAAUGAAAAUAUCAGCUCAGUUCCCCACCAUUGAUCACUAUCCAAUGAUUCUUGCUGAUAAGUAUGAAUGGAUGUUUAUCUGGUCAUGACAGGAUUGUAUCUGACUGUGAUGCGCCAAUGGCUGAACAACUGGCUGUCACUCACUGCCAAGCCUCGCUCAUGAAUAAUAUCCAUUUGGAAGCAGAGAAAAUUGCCCAACAGAAACUGUUUGUUCAUGUUUCAUUGCGAACAGCUGGUGUUAUCAACAAUAAAUGACUAUUUGUAAAAA
This is a messenger RNA of Carcharodon carcharias (great white shark), 1810 nucleotides long. It is a transcript of the gene rasl11a, whose product is annotated as RAS-like, family 11, member A. The coding region runs from base 150 to 896 and encodes 248 amino acids. The transcript has 4 exons. The record is from RefSeq and is a predicted model, not a curated record. NCBI's taxonomy places the organism in Eukaryota, Metazoa, Chordata, Chondrichthyes, Lamniformes, Lamnidae. Gene Ontology annotation, molecular function: GTPase activity; GTP binding.